AUGCAGAUCAAAGUCCGUACCCUCACGGGCAAAGAGAUCGAACUCGACAUCGAACCUGACUACAAGGUUCAGAAGAUCAAGGAGCGCGUUGAGGAGAAGGAGGGCAUUCCACCCGUGCAGCAGCGUUUGAUCUUCGGCGGGAAGCAGAUGAAUGACGACAAGACAGCAGAAGAAUACGGUCUCGAGGGCGGCGCUACGUUACAUUUGGUUCUUGCCCUGCGUGGAGGCUGUUCUGUGCAGAAAGAGUCGAGCUUGCGUCGAAGGAGCUGA
This is a messenger RNA of Sphaerulina musiva SO2202, 270 nucleotides long. RefSeq names its product ubiquitin-domain-containing protein. The record is from RefSeq and is a predicted model, not a curated record. Bases 1 to 270 code for a protein of 89 amino acids. Gene Ontology annotation, biological process: regulation of proteolysis; protein neddylation; modification-dependent protein catabolic process. The transcript has 3 exons. NCBI's taxonomy places the organism in Eukaryota, Fungi, Ascomycota, Dothideomycetes, Mycosphaerellales, Mycosphaerellaceae. Gene Ontology annotation, cellular component: nucleus; cytoplasm. Gene Ontology annotation, molecular function: protein tag activity; ubiquitin protein ligase binding.